AUGAGUACUCCAAAUGGAUUUCCACAGCACUCCGGGGCAUGUGUUACUCAGAGCACGGAGGGUGGAGCAGUACAGGACCUGCACGCUAAAAAAGCUGGGAAAGCAGCAAAGAAGGAGGCUGCUGGCAAUGGGGUGCUUACCUUUGAAGAUCCUCUGAGUGUAGGCAUCUCUUUAAAUGAAACCUUAAAGCUUCUACCAGAUGAGCUCAAAGCUAAUACAAAAGUUAAAUCGGUCACUCCAAGGCCUCCUCGGAAACCCCGGCUGGAGCGUGCUGCAUCUCUGGAUGAGAAAAGCUGGAGGAGGUGGCGGCGGUUUAGAACGAGUCAGGAAAGUCUGACUGAUCCCAAUGAGACAAGUUCCUCAAAUGGUUCUCUGCAGGAAGCAUCCCUCAGCCCUCCUGUCAGGGGUAGGGCAAGCCCCUGCCAUCAGUGCUGCCAGCAGAAUUCCUUGCACAGUUCACCAGAUGCCUCGGAAGCCAGUCCCGUGGGGAAGAGCAGAGGAGGCACCUGUGACCUGGGGAAACGAGCCUCCGAAAUCUCCAGUGCCUUUGGUGGGCUUCUGCGUGGAAAAGCGUUUGCAGGUGGCAAACCCCGGCUGUCCCAAAUAAUGCCGGCUCGACCUCUGCCACCCAUGGAGCUCAAUAUGGCCUCUCACACGCUGAGGACAGCUAAUAGGAUUGACUCAGAUUGUAUGGAUUAUCGACAUUAUUCUCAGCACAAGUUUGGGAGGGUAAGCAGCAGCUUGAGCGAUACCAGGCUACAUGGCAACGGGAUGGUCUAUGAUAAUUGCUCCACAGACUCCAUGAAAUCUACGUUCAGUCUGCUCACUCCCAUUCGCUCCAAGGAUGUUCGAAGCAGAAGCUAUUUGGAAGGCAGCCUUCUGGCAAAUGGUGCCUUACUGGGAGCAGAAGAACUUAGCAGAUAUUUCCCUGAUCGGAAUAUUGGAAUUUUUGUGGCCACCUGGAACAUGCAGGGUCAGAAGGAGCUUCCAGUGAAUCUGGAUGACUUCUUAUUACCAACAGAUCCUGACUAUGCCCAGGACAUGUAUGUCAUUGGGGUUCAAGAAGGCUGUCCAGACAGAAGAGAGUGGGAGAUCCGCCUGCAAGAGACGCUAGGUCCCCACUACGUCAUGCUCUACUCUGCUGCACAUGGAGUGCUGUACAUGUCGAUCUUCAUUCGGAGGGACCUGAUCUGGUUCUGCUCAGAAGUGGAGUAUGCCACGGUGACAACUCGAAUUGUAUCUCAGAUCAAAACCAAGGGAGCUCUGGGAAUCUGCUUCACAUUUUUUGGGACCUCCUUUCUCUUCAUCACCUCCCACUUCACAUCUGGGGACAGUAAGGUGAAUGAGAGGAAACUGGACUACAAUAAAACCAUUCAAGCCCUUACACUUCCCAAGAACGUUCCGGACACAAACCCGUAUCGAUCCAGUUCUAAUGAUGUCACAACUAGGUUUGAUGAAGUAUUCUGGUUUGGUGACUUCAACUUCCGACUAAAUAAGGAUCGUGAGACCGUGGAUUCCAUCCUGAACCAGAACCCAGAAACAGACGUGUCCAAGCUAUUGGCAUAUGACCAGCUUACCAGUGAAAUGAGUAAAGGGUCUAUUUUCAAAGGAUUCCAAGAGGCUGACAUUCAUUUCCGUCCUUCCUACAAGUUUGACAUAGGAAAGGACAGCUAUGACACCACUUCCAAACAAAGGACUCCUUCCUACACGGGUGGAUGUGCAAAGGGACUUACCAUCAGUCUCCCCUCUCUCUCUCCCUCCCAGGAUCGAGUUGUAUACCGCAGUCGGUACAGAGAUGACAUCCAUGCUGUCAAGUACUCAUCUUGUCCUGUCAUCAAAACUUCAGACCAUCGGCCUGUAUUUGCCUUGUUUCGUGUGAAAGUGAGGCCUGGCAGAGACAACAUUCCACUUGCUGCAGGGCAGUUUGACAGAGAACUCUAUUUAAUUGGAAUAAAGAGGCGGAUUACAAGGGAACUUCAGAAACGGCAAGAGCAAAAGGACCAAAAAUCCAGCAGCGUAUGUAGCAUUUCCUGAGCUGAGAACUCUGCAAUGCUUGUGUUAGAGGUGCCAGGAAAGAGGAUUUCAGGCCAUGGCAAACUCUGGAGGGAAUUGUCUGCUUAAGGACCUCUGGCAGUUGCUGUGGCUUGCGAAGAAUGUCUUAAACCUCAUCCUGGGUUCAUUUGCAUGAGCUAAUCCAUGUAGCUCAAGUGCUUUUGCUGAAGAAAAUGGAGUCAGUUAUUUAGGACAUCCAUCCCAACAGAUGUAACUGAUUUAUUUUUAACCAUACUAUCUUUGGAAGCAACCGGAUGCAGACUCUUGGUUCUAAGAUGACUCCACACAGGGGGCACAGCUUCUGGAAUUGGCAUGACCAGGGGCAGGGGACCUAAGAAAAGCCUGCAGAAAGGUGAAAAUUUUUGUUUGUCUCUUUGAUUUGAUCUGGUUAGCUUAUAUAUGUUGUGGGGUUGGUUUUUUUCUCCGCAUCUGUAGCCAAGUGUACGGUAUUCUGUAAAAUGCAUAACAGGGACCAGUUAGGGGACUUGGGCAGUUUUGUGUAAGGAUGGUGCUCCUGUGUUGGGCUUUUUUGGUCCUCCACAGCAAGAUCUGUGUGAAUGUACUACUGUACAUUUGAAGUGUAGAAACAUUGCCUUUCAAUAAUUAUUCUAUAGGCCUUCUGUUACUAAGGGGGUAAAUAUCAAUCUCUCACACCAUAUAUUUGGCUGUUGAGACUGCUUGAAACAAUCCCUUCCUUAACUCACUUGCCCUCCCCAGGGGUGAUAAAACACUACCUGCCUUCAUUAGAGGACACUUGAGUUGAAAAUAAUGGUCUAAGUACAGCUACUGUGUAAUGCUUCACCAAAGUGAUUAAGAUGUCAAGCGAGUAUACUAGGGAAGUAUGCAGAGAAACUACAGCAAGUCAGAUUGGUGCAGUUCCAUUACCUCUGAUUACAGUUAAUUCCUUUUGUUUUUAUUUUUCCAAUUCAGUGAACUGUGAAUAAUUUGCUAUUUUUGAAGUAGUGUUGUCUUAAAGCUAAACAUAACUACAUGGACCAGUAUGGCACUGGUAAAAUCUAAGUACAGCUAAUACUCAAAAACUUCAUGGGCACAGAUCAGCUGGAUCAUUAUCACCUUAGUACAGAAAACACCGUGCAAACAACUUGGAGGAAGUGCUGCUAACUAUGCAACCUGUCCAAGACAGAGCUUCUGUUCUGCGGUACAAACAUUUAUGGCACUGACCUGUCUGUAGCCAUCAGGUACUUGGAUUUCCUUUCUUUUUAAAGGAAUAAAAAUAAAUUAAUGCAAUACCUUAAA
Molecule: messenger RNA, 3309 nt
Organism: Aquila chrysaetos chrysaetos
Lineage: Eukaryota; Metazoa; Chordata; Aves; Accipitriformes; Accipitridae
Gene: INPP5E
Product: inositol polyphosphate-5-phosphatase E
Exons: 10
Coding region: 1-2034 (677 amino acids)
Biological process (GO): phosphatidylinositol dephosphorylation
Molecular function (GO): inositol-polyphosphate 5-phosphatase activity
Source: RefSeq, a predicted model, not a curated record